UCCUCAUCCCCCCUGCUCGCUUCACUUCGCUGGCGCUGGCACCGCUCCUCCUCUCCGUCCUGCCCUGCCGCCGGCGCCGCUGCCGGAGCUCGACGAGAUUAGAGCCGAGGUGGGGUGGUGGCAAUGGGGUAUGAGAGGAUACACAAAGUCCAGAUGGGCGUCGUCUCUCCAACCAAGCUCAGGAUGAAGCUGCUGAUGGGCUCCCACGGCGGCGGCGGCGGAGGCGCCAAGGACGCGGCGGCCGCUCGCAAGUCGCUGCGGGCGUCGCCGUCGAGUCUCGACGACGACGACGACGGUGACCACCCCAGGAACAGCCUUCUACCGCAAGAGCUCGACGAAGAGUACCCCAAGGGCCGCUCGGAUUCCUCCCGGUCGCGCUCCGACGCCAGCCGCGGCAGCAGGGCGGCGCCGCGCGGCUGCGGUAGUGGGAGCGACGGCGGCGGCCUCGAGACCAGCGGCGGCAACUUCGAGUUCUGCAGGGAGGAGAGGGCGGCGGCGGUGGCGGUGGUGUCCGGGGGGCCCUUCUUCCGGCACGUGCCGUCCAAGUGGAACGACGCGGAGAAGUGGAUCGUGGGGCGCCACGUCGUGCACUCCAACCCCAUCUUCGCCAAGAAGCCCGCCGCCGCGGCGCCGCACAGCCCCGGCGGCGGCGGCGGCGGCCGCGUCGCGCCGGAGUCGUCGAAGGGCGGCGGCGGCACGGGCGGCUCGGGCAGCGCGCUGACGGAGCUGUCGUCGAAGUCGUCCUCGUCGUCGCCGGCGUCGGUGGGCUGGCCGCCGCCGGCGAGCAGGCCGCCGCACAAGAAGCUGCGUUUCUCGUCCGCGGGCUCCGCGGUGUCGAUGCGGGACGUCGGCACGGAGAUGACCCCGAUCGCGAGCAAGGAGCAGUCGCGCAGCGGCACACCCGCGCCGUCGCUCAGCCCGCUCUGCUCGGUGCCGUCCAGCCCGAGGCUCGGCGGCGGCGCGUCCGCGUCGUCGUCCGCGGCGUCCGAGCGGGAGCUCCAGCUGAGGACCCGGCGCGAGAUCGCCGCGCUCGGGCUGCAGCUGGGCAAGAUGAGCAUCGCGUCGUGUGCCAGCAAGGAGGAGAGCCUCCUCGCCGCGUCGCCGGAGAAGGCCGCCGCCGCCGGGGCCGUCGAUGGCGAGAUCAAGAAAAAGGAGUUCGAGGCGCGCGCCGCCGCGUGGGAGGAGUCCAACAAGUGCAGACUCGUCUCAAGAUACCAGAGGAAGGAGGUGAAGAUACAGGAAUGGGAGAGCUUCCAGAAAUCCAAGUUCGAAGCCGAAUUGAGGCAGGCCGAGGCGCAGGCAGAGCAGAUGAAAGCCCGGGCGAAGCAGAAGCUGGCGAGGAGGCUGUCGGCGCUGAGCCAUACGGUGGAGGGAAAGCAGGCGAGGGUGGAGUCCCGGCGGAGCCGGCAGGCGGCGCGGCAGGUGGAGCGCAUCCGCAAGACCGGCCGUGCGCCGUGCCGGUUCCGGCGGUGCUGCACCUGGCUGUUCCUGUGA
Panicum virgatum (switchgrass) is the source of this 1494-nucleotide messenger RNA. RefSeq lists its product as uncharacterized. The record is from RefSeq and is a predicted model, not a curated record. The transcript is spliced from 5 exons. Bases 124 to 1494 code for a protein of 456 amino acids. Lineage: Eukaryota; Viridiplantae; Streptophyta; Magnoliopsida; Poales; Poaceae.